This is a messenger RNA of Heterocephalus glaber (naked mole-rat), 1669 nucleotides long. RefSeq names its product guanosine monophosphate reductase 2 (gene Gmpr2). Gene Ontology annotation, biological process: nucleotide metabolic process. Gene Ontology annotation, molecular function: GMP reductase activity. Lineage: Eukaryota; Metazoa; Chordata; Mammalia; Rodentia; Bathyergidae. Gene Ontology annotation, cellular component: GMP reductase complex. The record is from RefSeq and is a predicted model, not a curated record.
UCGGAUGCAACAACAAUCCCGGUGUGUGAACUCUGUUACCCAGAAGACCAAGCAGGUCUGUCGCCCGAGGUGGAAUUCCUCGCCUUCCAGCACCCAAGUUUGUGGCUUCCUUUGGUCCCCAGCCAUGCCUCAUAUCGACAGCGAUUUGAAACUGGAUUUCAAGGAUGUUCUAUUGAGGCCCAAACGCAGCACCCUCAAGUCUCGAAGUGAGGUGGAUCUCACAAGAUCCUUUUCAUUUCGGAACUCAAAGCAGAUGUACACUGGCAUCCCCAUCAUUGCUGCCAAUAUGGAUACUGUGGGCACCUUUGAGAUGGCUAAGGUUCUCUGCAAGUUCUCCCUCUUCACUGCUAUCCAUAAGCACUACAGCCUUGAUCAAUGGCAAGAGUUUGCUAGCCAGAAUCCUGACUGUCUUGAGUAUAUGGCUGCCAGCUCAGGCACAAGCUCUUCUGACUUUAAGCAGCUGGAACAGAUCCUGGAAACUAUUCCUGAGGUGAAAUAUAUAUGCCUGGAUGUGGCAAAUGGUUACUCUGAACACUUUGUUGAAUUUGUAAAGGAUGUCCGGAAGCGCUUUCCCCAACACACUAUCAUGGCUGGGAAUGUGGUAACAGGAGAAAUGGUAGAAGAGCUGAUUCUUUCUGGAGCUGACAUCAUCAAGGUGGGAAUUGGGCCAGGCUCUGUGUGUACAACCCGGAAGAAAACUGGAGUGGGGUACCCACAGCUCAGUGCAGUGAUGGAAUGUGCCGAUGCUGCUCAUGGUCUCAAGGGCCACAUCAUUUCAGAUGGAGGCUGUAGCUGUCCUGGGGAUGUGGCCAAAGCUUUUGGGGCAGGGGCUGACUUUGUAAUGCUAGGUGGCAUGCUGGCUGGGCACAGUGAGUCGGGUGGUGACCUGAUUGAAAGGGAUGGCAAGAAGUACAAGCUUUUCUACGGAAUGAGUUCUGAAAUGGCCAUGAAGAAGUACGCUGGUGGUGUGGCGGAAUACAGGGCUUCGGAGGGAAAGAUAGUGGAAGUCCCUUUUAAAGGGGAUGUAGAACAUACCAUUCGUGAUAUCCUAGGGGGAAUCCGAUCUACAUGUACUUAUGUGGGAGCAGCUAAGUUGAAAGAGUUGAGUCGGAGAACUACCUUCAUCCGAGUUACCCAGCAAGUGAAUCCAAUCUUUGGUGAUGCAUGUUAGACCUGAGCAGUUCUGGCACUGGCACUCCGCUGAAGGGCCACCCAAGUGGCUCCUCACCUAUCCCAGCUAGUGUCCCUGUGUACAACUUUGUGACUUCCUGUCACCUUACUCCUGAAGGCUCCUGCAGUAACUUUUUUUUUUGGUACCGGGCCCUUGUGCUUUCGAGGCAUGCAGAGGAACCACUGAACUAAAUCCCCAGCCCUCCUGCAGUAACUCUUUAUUUCUUUAUCUGCGCACACAAAUUGCCCAGGGCACUCACUGGGGCAGAAGCUAGGAAGAAGACAAAAUGAGGAAAUGAAGAUCUUUAAAUGUGAAUCUGGGGACCCAGAAUCCUGAAGAUUGAGUAAAGAUAUUGAUUGAUGUGUUUUCUAUGGUCUUGAUCUGGAAGAAGGAAGCAUUUACAAUCAUGUUUUGUUAAUCAGCUCAUUAAAUGACAUCCUCAGGUAUCUCAAGCUCAGAAGUGUUGACAUAAUAAAGAGAGAGCUCAUGAACUGUAAA